This is a messenger RNA of Glossina fuscipes, 1344 nucleotides long. Its product is annotated as RNA polymerase II degradation factor 1. Lineage: Eukaryota; Metazoa; Arthropoda; Insecta; Diptera; Glossinidae. Bases 73 to 1344 code for a protein of 423 amino acids. The record is from RefSeq and is a predicted model, not a curated record. The transcript has 4 exons.
UGAUUCACUCUGUGAGUACAAAUUUUCUUGAAGAAAAAAAAAUUCUUUCUUUUUUUUUUUCUUAAAAACAAGAUGUUCAAGCAGUUUUUAAUUUUGACCCUUCUGCGGUCCAAUUUUAUUUGGUCCAAGUCCUUACAAGGACGUAGCGAUGUGACUCCGCAUAUUGUCAUUGUUACACCGCAAGCUCAAGUUCAUUUGGAGCCCGCUGUCGCUGCCAGUCCUUAUCUACAACAUUUUUCACCAUUUACUCGUUAUGCUGCUCCUCACGAAGAAACUGUUGUUUAUGUACCAACUGGCGCUGCAACAAGUGCUGCUACCGCUACCGGUGUCUUUUUACCGGCCAGUUUAAGUGCGAGCAAGGCUGUACCAAUACUACAAGCACGACAAGCGCCCGAACAAAUUGUUCAAGCUGCAGCUACUGCCCAACAAAUAGUUAACGCCAUACAAGCCGCUGUACCACAGAACAAUCUUUCGGAAACGGCAUCACAAUUGGCUGCGCAAGCAGCCACUGCCGCUCAACAAGCCAACGAAGCGUUCGCAUCAGCUGGCGCAUUUUUCCCGAUCGCUCAGUCUAGUGAUAAUCCACUUUCCCAGGCUUCAAAUGCCUUAAAUCAAAUUGCCACAGCAAUCGCGGUUGGCAGUACUGGCGGCGGCGAGGCCAGCGGUAGUGCAAACCCUUCGGUUAAUGCUCCUCCUGCUGCUGAAUCUGACGGCUCUAGCAAUGAUAAUAUUAAAAAAAUUAGCAAAAUUCAAUAUGAAAUUCCUUUAAGUCCGAUAUUAGCAAACGAGCCACGCCAUCAUUACUUCAUCGCUCCAGGUCCGGUACCGCAAUUUGUUGACGUUGUACAGACUCCUGUUUUCGUAGCACCGGCCUCUGCUCAUUUACGAGCGCGCAGCUUGCAAGCGAGCCGAGAUGAAACCCCAAUUAUAGCUAUUCCUUUACCUGAAGCUAUUAAGCCGCAAGCUUUACCUCUGCAAAGUCCCGAACCAAUAGCCGAAGAAAAAUUAGAAGAGCAAAAGGAGAAAAUCGAAUAUAAACGGUAUUUAGAAGCGAAACCACUACAACAGGAACCGCUGAAAGAGGAAUUAAUAAAAGAUGAAAAAAGCAAAAGCAGUGAAAAAGGUCAACAAGCUUUAAUGGAUUCAGGCUAUCAGCAAUCUCGUCCACAGCAAUUACCAGAGCAAAUAUUGCAACAACCGCAAGAAGAGCUGUUACAGAAAGAGAAACCGCAAGAGCAAUUGUUGCAGCAUAAGCAAGAACAGUCUGAAAAGCGGCAAAAGCAACCAACAUUGCCACAGAAACAACUGCAACAAGAAUUGGAAGAGAGACAACCGGUCGGCUGA